CCCCGGCGGGCAAGCCGUUUGCGCGCCUGUUGAAAGCCAUGACUGCAUUGCCCGCGGUGACUCUUGUGGCGCCGCCCGAGCCGGGCGUGUGGGUGAGUCACGUGCCGUUGUGGGCUAACCCGGCGCUGUGUGAGGACGGCCGCACGUGGGAAGUGGCUUUCGCGGAUUUGUUCGCUCUGCCGGGACUGGCGUGUGUGGGCCAGCUGGUUGCAGCGCAUGACGGCCUGAACGAAAUGCGGCAGGCAUUGACACGCCCUUGGGCGGAGGGCUCCCAGUUUGGUGAAGCGUGUGUGGAAAUGUAGCGGGUGUGUCAGGGGUGGGGGCUGCCCUGGCGGCGGGGGCCUUCGUGUGCACCUUGGCCCGCUUGUGGUCGCUGAAAUGGGAGAAUCAUCAUAAGGAAGCACUGUGGCGUGUGGCCGCCAUCGCUUGCUGGGCGUUUCCACGGCAUGCUAGCGAGCGGGCGCGAGGCGUUGCUGUUGGGCGUGUGGGGUUGACAUGCAGGCUGGGGACCGGCGUCACUGGUUUUGGGACUGCACUGUUGCGCUGUCACUUCGGGAAAGUAUGGGGAUGGCUAUGGGUUUUAUGCCAGAGGAUGCUCUAAGUGCCUUCUCUCGUGAGGAGUUGUGGUUAGUGCGCCCGCCUGCGGGGCUUGCGCCACCUGUGUGGGAUGUGGUGUGUCUCGCUGCUAUGUCUGCCCUGGACUUUGGUCGGCAGCGUAUGGUUAUGGCCGGGCUGGCGGCGCGAGCGAAGCUGCCGUCGGCCCGGGUGCUGAGCAUUGGACUUGCCGUCGUAGCUGACUUCUGGGGUCGUCUCCAGACGUUUGUGACUUUGGGUAUCAGGCCAAAGGGUUGGGACACUGUGCCGUCUGCGCAUCCUUUCAUCUCUCGGGCUGUUGGUGACGGCAUGGUUUUGCGCUUGCCGUAUGACGCUGAUUCCCCGCCCCCCUCGCCGUGAGAGGUUGUGCGUGGUUGGUGGCUUUGUGUGUGGGCAGGAUGCACGUGUGGGCGACCGUUCUAGUACCUGGACGCUUGCGCCCUGGUUAGUGCGUGCGCUGUGCGUGUGUCCUGCGGCCUAGACGUUUACCGGCACUUCUGUGCCUAGGCUUGUGGCGUUGAGGCACAGCGGUGGGGCUCUGGCGGGUUGAGGCUUGGCUAGGACUCACUGUGCGCGGAGUCACACGGACUUUGUCCGCGGGAGGGUUUGCAGCAAAGUAGGGGUUGGUGGAGUCAAGUUGGGCCCUGAUAGCAUGUGAUGGCUCGGCGUCUUCGGGUGCUGGGACUGUCCCCUCUGUAACAUCUGCAUUCA
Molecule: messenger RNA, 1305 nt
Organism: Chlamydomonas reinhardtii
Lineage: Eukaryota; Viridiplantae; Chlorophyta; Chlorophyceae; Chlamydomonadales; Chlamydomonadaceae
Exons: 1
Coding region: 39-302 (87 amino acids)
Source: RefSeq, a predicted model, not a curated record